Molecule: messenger RNA, 3255 nt
Organism: Diaporthe citri
Lineage: Eukaryota; Fungi; Ascomycota; Sordariomycetes; Diaporthales; Diaporthaceae
Exons: 2
Coding region: 1-3255 (1084 amino acids)
Source: RefSeq, a predicted model, not a curated record
AUGCCACCAAACGGCACCUUUAUCGAUCCACAGACGGGCCAGCGAUCCCGCCGACAGUUCACCUUGCGCGGUGCCUUCCGCGACCGCGGCCGCACCAACACCAGCGAUAGCAACGUCUCGAUACACCCCUUCUUCUCGCGCGAAAACUUCUCCGAGAGGAUAGACGCACUCGGCCACAAUGUCAAGGCAUCCGUCAUCAACACCUGGGCCUGGCUCAAGUCUCCCAGCGGGAGGGGCGUCAUGAAAUGCGUCCUGGCCUACUCCCUCGGGAGCUUGUUCACGUUGUGGGAACCACUGUCCGACUUCCUGGGCAGGCCAGACGGGAAACAUGUUGUCGCGACCAUCACUGUAUACUUCCACCCAUCGAGGACGGCGGGCUCCAUGAUCGAAGGCACCUUGAUUGCCAUCAUAGCCGUCAUAUACGCGGAGAUCGUGUCCAUAUGUUCCAUGGCCACCUCGGUCUUCUUCGGUUCGACUUUGCACAUGGUCGCUGUCGCAUACUCCUUGGUACUUCUGAUAUUCGUCGGUGGCGCUUUUGGGUUCGUGGGGUGGGUGAAGCAGAGGAUGAACAAUCCUCAAGUAAACGUUGGGAGUACGCUGGCUUCGCUGUCUAUGAUCAGCAUCUUGACGAAGGAGAAUGCUGUGCAGGAACACGUCUUCUCGAACCAGAAGAUCGUCCAGGUCUUGAAGAUGCUCAUCUGCGGCAUCUUUAUUACGGUUGCCGUGAACCUCACGCUGUGGAGGACAUCCGCGAGAGCACAGCUGCGGGACGGCAUGACCAAAGCCUCGAGCUCUCUCGGCGAAAUGCUGACCAUGAUAACACACGGUUUCCUGAGUGGCUCGGAGGAGGAGUGGUCGACGCCCGAGUUUUCCAAAGCUUCGGCCGGGUACAAUGCUGCGUACAGCAAGAUAACCAAGAAUCUUAGGGAGGCGAAAUUCGAGCAUUACUUCGUGGGCGACGAGAAGAUAUACCAAUUGGACAAGGCCGUCUACAAGUCAAUGGAGAACUUGGCACAGUCGAUCGGUGGGUUGAGGAGCGCAGCCAACACUCAGUUUGCCUUGCUAAAGGAGGGCCCUGAGGCUGGAUCUGGCAACGUCUCGCCCAACCAACUUUCUCCAUCCCUGUAUCGAACCUUCUCGUCGAGCAUAAGGAGUCAUCUCCCGACGCUGUCGGCAAUCGAUGAAGGUUCGGACGAGAGCGACGAUGAACAGUCUAUCCAUGGCGCACCAUCCAGCACCCCAAGUUUUCGCUCACCCAGCGACAUAUUCAGCUUGUUUAUCGCCUUGCUAGGGCCUUCGAUGAAAUCCUUGGCCUUCACGUUGUCGGAAAUCCUGAGCGAGCCGCCAUUUGGAGAGGCGCCAAACUACGAUAUUACCAUCAACGAUCACUUCCGGCAGAGUCUCUUUGACGCGCUAUCACUAUUCAACGAAAACAGAGCGAAGGCACUUGAAGAAUUAUACAAGAACAUAGAACAUGGACGAUUGAGGUCCGAUAAAAUCAAGGCUGACUUUGAGGAGGUGGCUGCGGCCUGUGGCCACUUUAGUUUCAGCCUUCAGAGCUUUGGCGAGGAAAUGAGCAAAUACUUGGAUGUUUUGGACGAUCUCAAAUACGCGACAGGGCACAGGCGGCGGAGCUGGCAAUUUCUGGCUUUGUGGAAGGAGUUCCACCAGCGGCAGACUCGCGCUCCUCUCCUUCCUUUCGAGGUAGAACGAGAAGCUGUUGUGAGGCCGAUCAGGAGGUCGCAGCUGCCACGGGGUGUCCCUGACCAGAUGAUCCGACGCAGGGAUACUUUCAGCUGGGAGGCAGAGCCUUCGGCCAGCGAUAUUGUCAAAAUGUUGUCGCAGAAGAUCCUGACCUUCUUGCGGUUCCUAGCUAGAGAUGACAUUCGAUUUGGCAUCAAAGUUGGCGUUGGCGCCAUGCUUUGGGCUAUGCUUGCCUUCAUACCCGAAACCAAGACGAUAUACAUGCACUGGAGAGGCGAAUGGGGACUGCUGUCUUUCAUGAUCGUGUGCUCCAUGACCGUCGGCGCUGCCAAUACCACGGGCACCACCAGGAUCCAGGCGACUGUAUGCGGAGUGAUAUUCGCAGUCAUUAACUGGACUAUCAGCCGAGGCAAUGGGGUGGCGCUUCUCUUUCUCGGCGCACUGGUUGCCUUCGGCAGCUUCUGGAUCGUUAUCGUCCAGAAUAAGGUCUCCUUUGGUCGAACUGUCCUCCUCGCUUACAACGUCUCUCUUCUGUACGCCUACCUUAUUGCGAAUAAAGUCGAUGACGAUGAUGACGAUGAAGGAGGGGAGACACCUUAUAUUGGCGAGAUCUGUCUGCACCGAGCACUUGCCGUCUCCGCAGGCAUCCUCUGGGGGUUGAUCGUUUGCAGGCUCGUCUGGCCCAUUUCCGCGCGCAAAAAGUUCCGCGAGGGUAUCUCGGUGCUCUACCUGCAGAUGGGUCUCAUCUGGAAGCGUGGACCACUGGCCAUCCUCCUGCGCAGCGACUGCUCACGAUCCUAUCUCAAGUCGGGUGAACAAGCUGCGCUGCAGCGAUAUGCCUCCCGACUCGAGGUCUUCCGGCAGUCCGCCCUGUCUGAGUUUGAGCUGCGUGGGCCUUUUCCCCACGAGGCCACGGGACGGAUCAUGCGCAGCACGAACAGGCUGCUAGACGCGUUUUACGCUAUGAGCCUGGUCACUCAACGCCGCGGUCAACUCUCGGAUGGAGAGAAGGCGCUCCUGCUGUUCACAGCGAGGGAGCGUGCUGUGCUCUGCGAACGCAUAUGCCAUGUCUUCCAGGUGUUGGCGAGCUGCUUGAUGCUUGAGUAUCCCCUUACGGACGCGAUACCCAGCGUCAUGGGAAUCCGGGAUGAACUUCUUGGCAAAAUUUUCCUAUUCCGCAAGGAGCACGCCGCAGCCAUGAGGGAAAAGAAGGAACGAGAGGCAGCCGAGGCAGGAGAACCAAUACAGCGAGACAUUAACGGCACCGACGACAACGGCCACAUCAAUGGAAAUGGCGACGGCCCAGGCUCGCCGAAGUCACCGGCUGGGGCCAGGCGCGGCAGCAGUAGCAGCAAACGGAGCUACAGCUUUGGCCAUUCGGCACUUAGUGGGAGUCUGGCGGGCCAGGUGCAGCUUGAGGAAAAGGACUAUGCGCUUCUAUACGCGUACGCACUGGUCACAGGUCAGGUGGCCGAGGAGCUCAAGAUUGUUAGAAAGGAGGUCGAGAGCUUGUUUGGCGUGCUGAACGAGGAGGUGCUGCUGUUGCAAUAG